AUGAAUUCAUUGGAGCGACCAAUAGUAAGUGGAACGGGCCCAGCACCGAAUCAGGCCGGCACUGUAACAUUCAGGCGCGGCCUGUGGUCAGAGCCCGUAAACCACAGCGAGGGCCCUUGGACGGAAGUUGUGGCAUCGAAGAUGCCGAUGGUGUCAUCAAAAGCCAGAGACCUUGCUGGAACCGAGUACAUCCAGCGCCAUGACAACGUGGCAAAAAUCGUACACCAAGAGCUGGCAGUAAAAGUUAAGGAGACAGAACCCUACUAG
Parnassius apollo (apollo) is the source of this 267-nucleotide messenger RNA. NCBI's taxonomy places the organism in Eukaryota, Metazoa, Arthropoda, Insecta, Lepidoptera, Papilionidae. The record is from the annotation of a GenBank genome assembly.